Molecule: messenger RNA, 1064 nt
Organism: Camelina sativa (false flax)
Lineage: Eukaryota; Viridiplantae; Streptophyta; Magnoliopsida; Brassicales; Brassicaceae
Source: RefSeq, a predicted model, not a curated record
AUAUCGAUAUUGUUUCCUUCGUCGUGGGUCUCUGUGGGUCUGGGUUUGCGAUUCAAGUGGUUCUGGGUUUGCAAGUAUCUUUCUCUUCUCCGUUGGUGACCAGAAUUUCCGACAGCAUAUUUGCCUCUCCGUUGGCAUCGCCGGCCGCUAUUGUUCUUCUUCCAGCCGCAACUUCUGUCUUCCAUUACUCUCAAUUUAGCCAAUUGGUCCGUGUGAGGCAUAUGCUUCCAGUUUCAGAGGAUAAUCUGUAUCCUACAUGGUGCGAUGCGGAUGACAACAAGGACCCAGACCUUGAAAACUUGAUUGAAGAUAUUUUCCAUGAUCGUUUAAGAGGCAAUGCUUGGGAAAGAUUGAAAACAGUCAAUGUGAGGAAGAAGAAACGAAAAGUAGAAGAUGGUAAAGAUGGUGAGAUCAGAAGUAGUCAAAAGGAGAAGAAGUUGAAAGAGGCUCACUCUUAUGAUGAUGAAGGAGCAGAAGUUCCAGACAUGAAGGAGAAGUUAUGCGAAGAACAUAUCCAGGAUGUUGUGGAUGAUCAGAAAACCUUGUUGGAUAUUUGGAAGCUGUUGGAAAAACUGAAUGGGAAUAUUUCAGACUUGGACAAGAAUCUGAGCAGUAGGAUGACCUGUUUGGAGACUAAAUUCGAAUCCUUUGUGAAAGAAAGUAAAGAGGCAAAAACUUGUGCUCAACCAAAAGAGGCCAAUUCUGACAAUAAUGAACAUGAUGAGGCGCAUAGUGAAGCACCUUCUUGGAUUGUAGAGAUGAAGGAAAAUUCAAAAGAAGAAUUUCCUGUCCCACAGUGAAAAACAAGAAGAAAAGGAGAGAAGAAGAGAAAUCCGAGGAUCUUUCUUUGUGUGAGAAGAAUGAUGCGAGUAAGGUUGAAGAGAAGAAGAGUUUGGCUAAGGUAGCAGUGAAAGCUGCAAUCAAGGUUGAAAAGAAGAAGAGUGUGGAUGUUUUUGAUGGUCACAAGGAAGAGAAGCAGAAGAAGGUUGUUGUCAAUCCACAAAAGGUUGUUAUUCCCAAACUUGAUAAAAAAAAAAAAAAAAAAAAAAAAAAAAAAAAAAAAA